Messenger RNA from Pocillopora meandrina, 2131 nucleotides. Lineage: Eukaryota; Metazoa; Cnidaria; Anthozoa; Scleractinia; Pocilloporidae. The record is from the annotation of a GenBank genome assembly.
AAAUCUGGUCGAGGAAGCGUCAAGGUUAACAAGCGUUCUGUUACUGGUUGGUGAUGUUUUGGUUUUUUGUUAUCUGUUGCUAAUUUUAGCGUGAUGUUUGGCGUACGUUCGUCUUCCAUUUUAUCAGCGGCAAUGCAGAAUGCAGAUAACACGGAACUCUGUAAAAAAAAAAAAAAAUGUUAGACCUCCUUUUCCAUUUGUGCCUUUUAUCCAUCUUCUCUCUUCGAUCCUAGCACGUCAAUCAGCGUAGACAUAUAUUGCAUAAACACUACUUGAUGUCUUAUGAUCACACAGAAGAAAAACGUAGAAAAAUCUAUGAUGAUUUUUGAAACAAUGUAGUUUAAAGACAAUCAUGGUACUCGAAAAGAUUAAUCUAUAUCAAACGCAAGAAUAUUGUUGGUCAUGUUAUGAAAUGCGUUGCGUUUUUGAGCUUAUUGCGGGCUGGGUGCGAUUAUCAAAGUGGAGUUAUAUGAUGCGACUGUAGUUGUUAGACAUAAGAUCAUUGCAUGGCCAGGGAUGUACUUAGACAACAUCCAGAAUGUGAAUCAUGUAUUUUUAAGUUUACAUUCGUAAAUAUCUGCGCUACAGAAGAAGACAACUCGAAUUCAAAGCCCCUGGAGAGUAUCCUAAUCACAUGCAGGCGGGGUUAAUUACAUUCUUUGGCUUGAAACAAAGCAGUGGUAGUUGUGAAAGUUGAAUGCAGUGAUCGUUAAAAAACUUUUACCGUGAUCUGCCCAGUACAUAUUACAGUUUUCACAUCUGCGAGCAAAAGCAAGAGAGUGAGAAAGACAGAGAGAAAUCAUAGCUUGCUAAUUAAAGAAAAAAUGACAGCCAAAAUUUACUUAAGAAUGUGUUCUGAUAAACGAUCCAAUGAAUAUCGUUGAGAUCAUCGAUGCAAGAGAUCAAAUAAUUUGACAUGUAUAUAAUUUAUUAUCUGCAUGCUUUUUUUAACUGAUUAAAAGAAGAAGUAAUUUUUAUAGUUCAGCCCACACUUCGUUCAAAUCCACAGAUAAAGUAUGCGCCUCUUCGGAUCACCAGAACUGCAGGUACUGGAGCGGUUUGGGAUAUUGCAAUCCAAGCAAGUCCUUUUACAAGACGAUGGUACUUAAGUGUAAGGGAGCGUGUAACUUGUGUGGAGGUGAGUUAAAAAAUAAAGCAUUGAAAAUCGUGCCUGAUCUCUUUCCUUUUUGUUUGUAAUAUUUUAAAAUAGGGUUUAUUAGAAAGUUCUUCGGCGCUGUUACAGUGUUUCUUGUUAAAUAGCCGCGACACAUCGCCCUUUCAUUUGGAAUAAACACCUCAAUCUCACACCUUUCUGAGUUUUAAAAGUUUAACAUCAUUGACACCACGCGUAAUUGUUGAGGACAUUUAUCCGAAUUUUGUCGAUGUUUAUCAUUCAAAUUAGGAGGAAAGCAAGCAUUUUUCCAUCUCAUGUGAUGAUCUGCUACUUGCUGCUCACUUCUGCCCAAGAUUUGUGGGGUGCAUCUCCCACGCGAUGGCAGCUGAGCGGAAGAUACGUUUUGUGGGAAAUUGCGCAAUUUAUAUGUAACAAGUCUUAUCUACAGGGAGCGUGAGUCAAACUGAGGCCAUCGCCUGAUACCUGAAAUUGUCAGAACACUUGAAAUAAAGCAUAUUCCAGUUUUGCUUCGAGUUUGAGUUCGACUGAGAUGGAUUUCGUGCUGGACUUGGAGUCACGUUUCGAGUCAACAAUUUGCCAGGCUCCUCAAUUUGCUUAAUCCGUUUUUAAAAAGGCAAAUAAUUACGUCAUCGCUCUAUAAUUAAUUUUUCCUAACCUCGUUCCCAUGCAAAAUAAGUAGCAUUGUGCAUUUUAUCCGGAUACUGCCUUUGGAGGGGGUUCGUUGAUUUUUGGUCAUGUCACAACAGGUAUUGACAGGAAUACAAAAAAAGGAAAGGGGGAAGGCAGGCUAUUUGUGUAAAGCAUUCUUUUUUGUUUCUUCACAGACAAGGACUGCCCCGACCAUGUUCAUUGCCAUUCCUGGAAACAGAGAGGUUUUUGUCGACCUGGAGGGCCAUAUUACUCCUACAUGAAGGCGUACUGUCCAGCCACCUGCGAGCUAUGUGGUAUGUAGAGAUGCUUUGUUUUGAUGUAACGCUGGAAGAGGAAGCGAAUUGA